Mauremys reevesii (Reeves's turtle) is the source of this 9215-nucleotide messenger RNA. It is a transcript of the gene COL6A6, whose product is annotated as collagen type VI alpha 6 chain. Bases 377 to 7402 code for a protein of 2341 amino acids. The record is from RefSeq and is a predicted model, not a curated record. Gene Ontology annotation, molecular function: extracellular matrix structural constituent conferring tensile strength. NCBI's taxonomy places the organism in Eukaryota, Metazoa, Chordata, Testudines, Geoemydidae. Gene Ontology annotation, biological process: extracellular matrix organization. The transcript is spliced from 40 exons.
UGGCUGCAGCUAGGCCAUGCCCCAAUCAGGCCACAGCUGGCCUGUAUAAAGAGGCUGGGAGCCAGGAGCUCAGCAGUCUUCCUUUGCCUGUACAGGGAGAAGGUUCUGGUUGAAGUUACCUGAGUGGAACAGGGCUAGGGAAAAGCAGAGGAGCUGGGGAGCUCCAUCCUGGAAAGCCCCAGGCUGCGGCCUAGCAGAAGACCAACAGCUUUUGGCAAGGAGAAAAAUAGCAGAGAUGGGAAAACAAAGCCAAUAAAACAAAUCUAAUGGAUACCAACUACUCUGUGAACAAUCUCAGUUUCAGCUCACUUUCCAUCAACUGCUGAGGUAGCAGUCAAUACAAGUUCAAGAACUGAAGCUUGGAACUUUGCUGCUGAUGUUGUCUGUCAUCACUACUGGGAUCCACGCUUCGGUGACUCAGAACCCAGAAUUAAAGCUUGGAACAUUCAUUCAUAAUAUGAAGAUGCUGCUGACUUUGUUCCUCUUCCUUAUUGGGAGUCAAACUUCAGUAACUCAGACACCUGCCCCUACAUCUGCAGAUAUUGUCCUUUUGGUUGACAGCUCUAAUAGCCUGGGAAAUAAGGCAUUCCCCUCUAUGAAGUCUUUUAUUACCAAAAUGAUCAAUAUUUUAACAGUGACUCCUAACCAAUACCGUAUCGCACUUGCCCAGUACAGUGACGAUUUGCACGUUGAAUUUCAGCUGGACACCUAUAAAGCAAAGAACCCAAUGCUGAACCAUGUCAAAAAGAACGUUGUAUUCAAGGGUGGUUCAGUAAAAACUGGCAAUGCCCUUCGAAAAGUUCACGAAACCUAUUUCAAAGGACCAACUAGUGGAAGAGACAAAGAACGAAUUUUGGUAGUCUUGACUUCAGGGGAAUCAAAGGAUGCCGUAGGAGAGCCUGCCAGGAUCUUGAAACGUGAUGGGGUAAAAAUCAUAGCUCUGGGGAUUCAGGAUGUUUCUCCUCAAGAACUGCAGUCAAUGGCUACACCUCAAUUUUCAUAUAUAUUUCGCACAGUGAGGGAUCUCAGUAUGUCUUCUCAAAACAUGACCAAGAUCAUUGAGGAUGUUAUUCAAACAGAUAUUAAUGACAUAAUACCAACAGUUAAAACUACAAGUGUUCCUGAGAUAGAAGUUUGUAAGAGUGAUUCCGUUGCUGAUGUUGUGUUCAUAGUAGAUGAGGGUGUUUCAAAACCAAAAUCUGAAGAUAUUAAAAAUUUCCUGCAAGAUACAGUCUCCUUUCUUGAUGUGAAGAAGAAUUGUACAAAGAUUGGCCUAGUGACAUAUAGCAGUGAGCCACAUGUGUUAGCUUUACUGAGUGAAGAAACAAACAAAACUGCUAUUCUGCAGAAAAUACAGGGCUUUUCUCCGAGGGAAGGGAAGGCCAACACUGGUGCUGCCAUUAAGGCUACAAGGAAAAACAUCUUCAGUGUAAAAUAUGGAAGCAGAAAGGCCCAAGGGAUAGAGCAAAUAGCAAUUCUCAUCACCCACAGACCCUCUGAAGACAAUGUAAGUGAGGCAGCUAGUGAUCUUCGGAGAGCUGGCGUGUCUGUAUUCACCAUAGGCAUUGAAAAUGCUAACCACGCCCAGUUAACCCAGAUAGCAUCAUAUCCUCCACACCUAUAUGUUUCUAAGCUGACAGAAUUUUCUGAGCUGCCAGAACAAGCCAGAACUUUACAAAAGAAACUCUUGAAUCAAAUUCAGGACAAGCAGUAUGUCCAGUCUGAAAGAAGAGAACUACUUAAAACAGGAUGUGUGGACACAGAGGAAGCUGAUAUUUAUGUGCUCAUUGAUGGCUCAACAAGCAUUCAUCCUGUUGACUUCGGAGACAUCAAAAAAUUUUUGAAGGAAGUGAUUAAGAUGUUUAACAUAGGGCUGAAUAAAGUUCGCUUUGGAGCUGUGCAGUUCUCACAUAACAGAAGACUGGAGUUUAAACUUAAUGAAUACAGCAAAAGAAAUGAUUUAGAGAUGGCCAUUGACAACAUUAGGCAAAUAUAUGGGAAUACCCAUAUUGGAGAAGCUUUGACUUUCAUGCAGCCACUGCUUACAGAGGCAAGGAAGCCUUGUCACCUCAUUGUCCUAACAGAUGGGGAGUCACAUGACAGUGUGAAGGAGCCUGCUGAGGGACUGAGGAGUGAGAUGGUCAAUAUUUAUGCCAUUGGUGUAAAAGAUGCAAAUGAAGCACAGCUUCUUGAGAUUGCAGGGUCAAAGAGCAGGACUUUCUUUGUGCAAGAGUUUGACUCCUUGAAAAACAUAAAAAAUGAAAUUGUUCAAGGGAUCUGUUCUGGAGAAGCCUGCAAAGAAAUGACAGCUGACAUCAUGUUUCUAGUGGACAGUUCUGGAAGCAUAGGACCAGAGAACUUUUCAAAAAUGAAAAACUUUAUGAGAGAACUGGUCAACAAAUCUGACAUCAGCGCAGACCGAGUGCAGGUUGGGGUCGUCCAGUUCAGUGGCACAAACAAGGAAGAAUUCCAGCUUGACCGAUAUUCUUCAAAAAGUGACAUUUUCAGUGCUAUUGAUAGAAUGUCUCUUAUAGGGGAAAAUACACUAACAGGAAGCGCAUUGUCAUUUGUGUCUGAUUAUUUCAAGCCUCCCAAAGGCGCACGUCCAGCUGUCAAAAAAUUUCUUAUCCUGAUUACAGAUGGGGAAGCGCAGGAUGAAGUAAAAAGUCCAGCAAGAGCCCUACGUGAUCAAGGUGUUAUUAUCUACUCUGUUGGGGUGUUUAAUGCAAAUAAACCUCAGCUGGAAGAGAUUAGUGGGAAGCCUGAGCUGGUAUUUUACGUCGAGGAGUUUAAUAUUCUGAAGCACAUAGAAGAUGAGAUCAUCUUUGGAAUAUGCAGGCCUCAUGAAGAAUGCAAAAGGAUAGAAAGAUUAGAUGUUGUGUUUGUGAUAGAUGGAUCUGGGAGCAUAAGUACUGUACAAUACCAGACCAUGAAAGACUUCAUGAUUGCCUUGGUGAAAAAAUCUGAUGUCGCUCCAGAUAGAGUUCAGUUUGGAGCUGUAAAAUAUUCUGAUGAACCAGAAACAUUUUUCUACCUUAAUACGUACACAACAAAAUCCAAGAUUGUUGAGGCUAUCCAGAAUGAUGCAACUUUAGGAGGUUCAACGUAUACAGCCAAGGCGAUUGGCUAUUCGGAAGCUCUGUUUGCUCAGGAGCAUGGCGGCCGCAAAAGCAAGGGAGUUCCACAGAUUCUUAUAGUGAUAACAGACGGUGAGUCCCAUGAUGCAGCACAGCUCGGUGACACAGCCAAGAGAUUAAGAGACAAUGGAAUUAUUAUCUAUGCUGUUGGGAUAGAAGGAGCAAAACCUGAUGAGCUUUUGGCCAUGGCUGGAUCAGAAGACAAAUAUUACUAUGUGGAUACUUUUGAAGGACUCACAAACACAUCUAUAGCAAUAUCAGAAAAAAUAUGUGAUGAUUCAAAACCAGAGUGUGAAAUUCAAGCGGACCUUGUUUUCUUGAUUGAUGGUUCCAAUAGUAUAGACCAAACUAACUUCACCAGGAUGAAGGAUUUCUUGAAAGAUCUAAUAGAUCAGAUUGAUUAUGAUCAAAAUGUUCAAAUUGGCAUUGCCCAGUACAGUGACAGGUAUCAAACAGAAUUCAGCCUGGGUGUUUUCCAGAGCAAAUCAGAACUGAACAUUCAAAUUCAGAAAAUUAAACAGAUGACAGGAACUAGAACUUUAAUUGGAAAUGCACUUAAGAAGGUGAAGGAAUUCUUUGCACCAGCACGCACAAGAAGAGUAACAAGAAACGUCCAACCAGUUUUGCUGGUAGUCACUGAUGGGGUGUCGCAUGAUGAUGUUGCUGCACCAGCAGAAGAUCUGAGAAAGGAAGGUGUUCAUACAUAUGCUAUAGGAGUUGGGGAAAUUGAUCCCUCGCAGCUCAUGCAAAUAGCUGGCAUCCCGGAAAGGAAGUACACUGUUAAUGAUUUCAAAGAGCUGAAGAUUAUUAAAAAAAGACUAGCUGGUGACCUAUGUAAACCUGAUAUUCCUACAACUUGUUUUGUGGAUAUUGUUAUGGGAUUUGACAUCUCUUCACAAAAGAGUGGCGAACGUUUAUUCCAGGGACAGUACCAGCUGGAAACAUAUCUUCCUGGCAUUCUAAAAGCCCUCACAUCCCUAAGCAGUCUGAGUUGCAGUGUAGGGGCAAAGACACAGAGCAGUGUGGCAGUGUACCUGAACAACACAAUUACACCCUGGUCUUCAAAGUUCCAAUUUGACAGUGAGAAAAUAUGGAAAAACCUGAGCGAGAGGCUGAUUGAUAAACCAUCUCAUCUCAAUGGCAACUUCCUGGAGUCACUCUGGAAAAUAUUUCCAAGCAAAGCUGAUGAUCAAAAUCGAAGGAAGGUUUUACUUGUAUUUUCAGAUGGUUUGGAUGAAGAUGUAGAAGAACUAGAACAAAAGUCAGAAGAAUUCAGAAAAAAAGGAUUGGAUGCACUGAUAACUGUUGCUCUGGAAGGAGCCUCUAAAAUUGAUGAGCUUCAGUACAUUGAGUUUGGAAAGGGAUUUGAAUACAUGACUCGGUUAACUAUUGGCAUGAGAAAUAUUGCCAAAGCACUGUCCAAGUAUGUGACUAACGUUGCUGAAAGGACGUGCUGCGCUGUUUUUUGCAAGUGCAUUGGGGAGGAAGGUGGAAUUGGACGCCGAGGGAAAAAAGGAAAUGAAGGACCUAAAGGUAUAAACGGCAGUCGAGGACACUUAGGAGAAGAGGGAGAGCCGGGUUCAAGAGGACAGCCUGGACCAAUGGGAGAGCAAGGGAAUAAGGGAUGUGAUGGUAGUAAAGGUCCUAAAGGAUACCAAGGAAUGCGUGGUGAAAAGGGAGACGAUGGGGACAACGGGAUUGAUGGAAUUAAUGGAGAGCAGGGAUCACUUGGGUAUCCAGGAAAGAUGGGAGAAAAGGGUGACCCAGGCUACAUGGGCAGUCCAGGGCCAAGAGGACUCCCUGGUGAGCGUGGUGAGAAGGGCUUACGAGGAGAUCGUGGUGACCCUGGAUUGGACAAUGACAUAGCAGGGUCCAAAGGUUCAAAAGGAGAACAGGGAAGCCAGGGUGAAAGAGGACCAAUGGGCUUACCAGGGUCACCAGGCUCUUCGAGAACCACAGGAGAAAAAGGUCGCCGAGGAACACCAGGUCGACAGGGGGAGGAAGGCGCGCCUGGUUCAAAGGGCUUUCCAGGAGAACCAGGAUUUCCAGGAUCCCAGGGACAAAGAGGGAUUGGAGGUGUGAAAGGAGAGAGAGGAAGUGAAGGAAGUAAAGGUCUUCAGGGUGAACUGGGAACUGCGGGUCCAAAAGGGAGUCCUGGCAGUCCUGGGAUGAGAGGAAAUAAAGGAGAAUAUGGUGAUCCUGGAGAGACAGGACAGAGAGGGCCACCAGGUCAACGGGGAAUGCAGGGAGACGAUGGUGCUGCUGGAUAUGGUGGACCAGGAAAGAAAGGAGCAAAGGGACAAGGAGGAUUCACCGGAGAUAUUGGACGGAAGGGUGAAAUUGGAGACCCAGGAGCUUCAGGAGAACCUGGACCAAAAGGAAUCAGAGGGAAAAUGGGUACUGCAGGUCCUUUUGGUCCGAAGGGAUUUCCAGGAGACAAGGGAUUACCAGGACACAGGGGCGCUAAAGGAACAAUGGGACUGCACCCUUUUACCCCAUGUGAAGUCAUUGACUAUGUGCGCAGGCACAGCCCUUGUUGGCAGGAAAAACCGGAAUGCCCAGUAUAUCCAACGGAGCUAGUGUUUGCUUUGGACAUAUCCCAGGAUGUCACAUCCCAGUUAUUUGAAAGAAUGAGAGAGAUUGUAAUAUCAGUAGUGAAUGCCACCAAAAUUAAAGACAGCAACUGCCCAGUGGGAGCUAGAGUUGCUGUUGUGUCCUACAAUUCCAACACUCAUUAUCUGACCCGCUUCUCCGAGUUCUACGGCAAGAAUCAGCUCCUCAACAAACUUAAGAAUCUGGCUUAUGAGAGAUCCUCAAGUGAACGAGAUAUUGCCAGAGCGAUGAGAUUCGUUGCCAGGAAUGUUUUCAAGCGAACUCGCCAAGGUCCUAAUGUGAGAAAAGUAGCAGUGUUUUUCAGCAAUGGGCCAUCAUCAGAUGAAUUUUCUAUUAACACAGCAGUUCUGGAGUACACUGCAUUUGAUAUUGUUCCAGUAGUUAUCGCUUUUAAUGAUGUUCCCCUCCUCGGUCGUGCUUUCGCGAUGGAUGAUACUGGAUUCUUCCAGAUAAUAAAUAUUAAUCAAGAGGAUGACUAUGAGCCAUACUUGGAAACAUUUCGGCGCUGCACUCUUUGUUAUGACAAAUGUAAACCAGAUGAGUUUUGUGAACGCCGCAGAUACCGAUCACCACCAGCAUAUGUGGAUGCUGCUUUCCUUUUGGAUAGCUCACAGAAAAGCAGUGGCGCCGAAUUUCAGAACGUGAAAAACUUCUUGAGCAGAGUACUUGAUAACUUUGACAUUUCCUCUGAGCCACAGACUUCUUCCACAGGUGAUAGGGUGGCUGUGGUGAGCCAUGCUCCACCAGGUUUCAAACUCCGCCCAGGGAGGAGCCCUGUAAAGAAAGAAUUUGACUUUGUCACCUACAGCAGUAGCCAGUUAAUGAAAGGACAUAUCCAAGGAUCUGUUCGACAGCUGAAUGGAGCAGCUGCUCUUGGCCAUGCCAUACAGUGGACAAUUGAUAAUGUUUUCUUGACUGCACCCCACUCCAGACAACACAAGGCUAUCUUUGUUAUAUCUGCUGGAGAAACAAGUCAUUGGGACAAAGACAUAUUAAAGAAGGCAUCUCUGAGAGCCAAGUGCCAAGGAUAUGCUCUGUUUGUAAUUUCAUUAGGACAUGUAUAUAACAACACAGAAUUGGAAGACCUGGCUAGUAUUCCCUUGGAACAUCAUUUGAUUCAACUGGGCAGAGUUCACAAGCCUGAACUUGAAUAUGUAGUGAGGUUUAUAAAACCAUUUGUGCAUCUCCUCAGGCGUGCAAGCAACAAAUAUCCACCAGUAGAGCUCAGGAGAAUUUGUACCAGAGCUCGCUCUCCGAAACCAGAAUAUGUACGAAGGGGCCAACCACAUGUUUCUAUCAUAGAUGAGGAUUGGUCAGGAGCUGAUGCCAUAGCUGAUGCUGAAUACGCUGUUUCUGGGCAGGCAACACUAAUGUUCCAGGAUGAUGUAAGCGAUGGUCCUCUAAACACCAACGGUUUUGCCAGCAGUACACAUCAAUCCUUGGUAACUACAGACAUAAUGGAGACUGCUGCCAAAACACACGGAAGGGAAGAUAACGGUCCGCUCCUGUAUAGUACUGAAUGUGCUCAACUCCCAUUCACUUCAGUGGGAGAUGAUGGCACUUGGAAAUUAACAGUCAGGCCCCUGAGGAACUGUCUAGUCUCCAGGUCAGUUGUGCUUUGUUGGAGUUGGUUGGUAACAAUUGAGGCAUGAAUGUGUGUAACACUCUCCUCUUUCAAUGAGUAAACUGCAGUGCAAACUCUUUUCAGUGAAACUUUACUUUCCAUUCUCCUACAGGUGUAAGUUGCAUUGUGUAAAGAUAGGAAGAAGGCUUAUUAGUCACUGCUGUGCUUUUCCAGAUAGAGUAACUAUGCAAUUGGUGACUAAAUUACUUCCUUUAGACCAAGGAGAACUCUAAAAGAACAGUGUAUCUUUAACACGGAGCAUCUAGUCUGCCUUAAAACGUAACAAAACACCAAGGUCAUAAGCAUAGGGCUUGUGUGUGUUUUAAAAAAAAAAACAAAAAACACACUUUCCAAUGUAAGUUUUUUCCAUCAGAAAAUGUUGAGUCCAUGGAAUUGAAGCAUUCUACAGGAAUGUCUCUAUUCCAUCAUAAGUUUUGAUGGAAACCAAGCAGAUUGACUCCUGACACUCUGGCCAGUGUGCCAGUCUAGAAGUUUUCAAAAAGUCUUCCACAGAAAAAAUUGUAUUUCCAACUGCUUGUUCUGAUUUGGAACAACAAAAAAUUCAGAAUUGCAGGUUUCAUGGGACAGAACUUGUACAAAUCUACUUGUCUUCAUCGCUACAUGGACCCUAUUCAAUUUUAAAGUCUCACUAUUAAAAAGUGGCUAAAUGAAAUUUAGUUUCAUAUGCCACAAUAUACCAAGUUUCAGACUGAUGUGAUGUCUAAUAGUUACCAAAAAUAUUGCAACAUCCAGUUUGUUGUACCUUUACAUGUCUGUGUACUAACACUGAAAUGAAACUUUGUAAAAAUAGACAGCAUACAUCUUCAGUAGCUCAUUUCAUUUUAACUGGUACGUUAAGUACUUUGAUAGGCUCACUACCUGCUCAAUCUCUCCUUCCCAUAUUACUGUAGAGUUGUUAGUUACUCUUGGAGUAAACUCUUGAACCUAGAAUUAUGUUGUGCCAAUUGGGGAAAAGAGAGAUUGGUUAAAUGUGUUUUUUUCUGUGUAUCUUUAUUCCAAAAAGGAAAAAUUAAACACAAUUACUACUGAAGUCUGAGGAUAUAAACCACUGGCUUUAGUGGGAUCAGGCUUUGAAUAUCAGUGCACUCCAAGGAACCAAAGUUCCAUUUCUCAAACUCUUAUGACCAGGCAUAGGUGACUCUUCACAGUAGUAAGCAUGCCUGAUAGUCAUUGUUCAAAGCUUCAGACCCCAAAUUCUUACAAAUAAAAAUGUUCACAAUUUAGACCAGUUUUUUGGUCUAGAGAGUAGUAUAAGAACAUUUUAUUUUUCUGAAUUUUAAGACACCUGCGAAUUACAUUUUUUUUUGGUAGGAAAAAGUUACUGCUGCGUGAGUGAGUGCACAAACAACAGUACCUUGAUAUUAGGAAUUGAAAAGAGAUUUGCUGAAACUGUCAAUGUUGUCUGGCAACACAAAUCGGUUGAGGAUCUGAAUUUUGGCUUACCACUAUAUCCCUCUGACUAGCACUGUUGAAGUCAACAAAACUUCUCAUAAAAGUAUGAAACACAAUUUGUAGCUACAGUACACAAUACUAUGCAUUAUUUCUGAGAGCCACAUGCACAUAUUGCAUUGUACACAGGGUUCAGAUCUGCUUAGUGGUUUCACCCUUCUAGUUUUGAAGUUGCCAUGCGUGCCUGUUUUUUUUUUUUGUUUGUUUUUUAAAUGCAUCUGUAACCUCUAAUUGGUGAAAGACAUUUAAAAACUGUAUGGGGACAGUUGUAAAAUGUACAUUCUGUCACACUGCUGGCAUCAUACUGAGCUUUUUAAUGCAGAUUAUGCAACACGUCAUGGUACCAAUUAAACUAUCUACCUGAAACUUCA